Messenger RNA from Hydractinia symbiolongicarpus, 3129 nucleotides. RefSeq lists its product as uncharacterized. Bases 188 to 2977 code for a protein of 929 amino acids. The record is from RefSeq and is a predicted model, not a curated record. Lineage: Eukaryota; Metazoa; Cnidaria; Hydrozoa; Anthoathecata; Hydractiniidae. The transcript is spliced from 4 exons.
UUAUAAAUAAAAAUUUUGUUUUGGGAUCUAAUUUUGCAAAUUAGGUUGCUAAAAAUGUUGUAUAUCGCAGGAUUUAAUUCAUCAUUAUUGUUCCUCUUAAGGCCUACAUAGUAUACAACAAUAAUUCAUCUUGUGUGAUUAUAGAGACAUAUUGUGAUUAUUGUAAAUAAUUGAAAAAUAAAUUAAAAUGGUUCAAACUGCUACAAAUGAAACUGAUUGCAAAGAUGAUAAUGGAAAUGUUGGAAAUGAUGAGAGUGGGGGGAGUAACACUGAUGAUAUUAAAAAUGAUGACAAUGAAGAUAGUGGAAGCGCUAGACUUUGUGCCAAGAAGAAAAACUGUUCAAAGAAGUUGAAACACUGUGGCCCUUGCGAUAAAAAACGCCUUGUUUUGACUCAUUUUUGGAAGAAGUCUUCUGUUCAUAUUGCACGCAACAUAAAGAAGUUAAAAAUACAACACCAGUCUUUGUCUGAACAAAAUGCAAAAAGAGUUUCUGAUAUGGUCCUCCUGAAUGCCAAUAUAGGUGAAAUGCAGAAAAAAGAGGUGGAGUGUCAAUCCAGUGUUGAAGACUUGAGGAAUGAGGUUCAAGAGAUUAGUGACAGAAAACAAUACCAAGAGGCGGAACUUAAAGAAUGCCAGGAGGAAUUUGAAAAGGUAAAAUUGCUGAUUGAGCAGAAAGGUUAUGCAAGGAAAAGACGUGAAAAUUUGCCAACAACAUCUGACAUGAUUAAUUCUUCCACACAUUCUGUAAAAUAUAGACGUCGGGAAGAGACGAAAAGUCUACUCGAAUAUAUUCAUGGUGGAAAAAUCGGUUCCCUUUAUGGUGCUUGGGACUACCUAAGAAGUACAGCAAGUAAGGAGCAAAUGGAGGAGUUCAUUUUAUCAUACAAGAGAGGAAAAUUCCUUGAAAAUCUUAUUGGAAAAUUCUCUGAACUUCAAUCUAGAAGUGAAGGUGGGAUUCGAAAGGCAGUGUUAACAAAGUAUUUUAAUUAUAUGUCACGAAGAAAGUACACAAUGCUUUGUAAGAUACAAAAACAUUCUUUCACAGAACAUUAUUCUUCAAGUAAUUUGAUUUCAUACGGCGAUCAUAACAUCUUGCUGAGAACAAGAUCUGUAUCUGAUAGGACAAUUGAUUCUUUUGUAAAAUCUUUGGAUAUAGGAGACAUCCAUCAUGUUGAAGGUGGGGUAUCACGUACAGUUACUGCUUUAGUAACAAUGAUUGCCGAUUUAAAUUUAAGAGUUAAGUCUUUAAAAGAUAAAUUACUUUGGUUCAAUGGUAAUACAAACCAUUUUGUCAUUGAAUUUGCAGAUGAUGGUGCACCAGAGUCGAAAGACAAAACAAUGACAAUUGCCACCCUCUCCUUGUGGAAUUAUGGAGCUCGUAUACGCAGUCGCGAGUUUCAUUAUCCUCUUCACAUGGUGACUGCCCCUGAAAAACAUGAAGUUUGUGAACAGCUUUGGAAGCAGCAUACUGAAGAAAUGCAACUGAUUGAAGGCAAUAUUUUCAACAUAUGUGAUGAGAAAGUUACAUUCUCAUUCGUACCUGCUGGUGAUACUGCUUGGUUGUGUUGGGCUGGGAAUGUACUACCUGCAAGUGCAACUUAUCCUUCCCCUUUUUGUAACGUUCACAAAAGUCAGCUGCAACGAAUGGAUGGGUCGAUAGGCUAUGACUCCAAAUCAACGUGGCAGGUACCAAACUAUGAAAACCGCCAAAAGGAUCUGGAAAAACUACAGUGUUUUGAGAAGUCUCUACCUACUGGCAUUAAUAAAGACACCAAACAUAAAAAAUGCUUGGCUUUUAUGGCAGAAAAUGGCAUAAGGCAACUUGGAGAGCCAAGAAUUGGCAUAUUUGCAGACCGUAUGAAGCCAGAUCCCCUGCACCUUGAAAUAAACAAUUGGACCCACUGCCUUAAUGUUAUAUACCAAGAAGCUGUUCGGCGAAACAAAUUUAGGGAAUUCUCCACCAUAUUAAAAGCGCCUGUGAAAUGCAGCAAUGAUAAUGCAAUGAGUGGUUGUGGAAUGAGGUUUGUGGGGAAGAUGAUUGAGGAACAUUACGCAGAUGAGAAAAAAAGGUUGAAAACCCCUGAAGUUCGAUUAAUUGGUGCGCAAGCAAUUCUACUUGCACAAUAUGGGCACAGGUUAGUGGAUACGCUAAAGUUACAAAGUGAAAGCGAUGUACAAGCUGUGACAAGAUUAGCGCUUGCUCAAAUUGUGAUAUCACUGCGUGAUGUUGGAUCGUUGAUUAAUAAAGUUUAUAUCAAUAACGAAACCUAUCCAGAUGAUGUUUCAUUUUUCUGUAAAAAGUAUUUUAAUCUAUUUUCUCUGUUUUUUCCACUGAGGUGUAAUAUUACUGUGUGGACAAUGGGAUAUGUGGUACCUUUUCAUGCCAAAGAAAUUUUUAAUAACUUUCGAGUUGGUUAUGGAAUACUCAGUAUGCAAGGAAAGGAGUCGAAACAUUCUUCAAUUAAGCAAGAAUUAAAAUCCUGUAGCAAUCGAUCAACAGCUACAGAUGAGAAAGGAAAGUGGCAUCAAUUAAUGCGUUCAAGUUUUGUAAGAAAUUUUUACCUGCCAUAUCAUUUCCCACUGCCAUCAAAUUACCAUUCUCAUUAUCAGUCUCGUAAACCAGUUAUGGACAUUGAAGCUUGCCAUUGCUGCCGUCCUUUGGAGUCAGAAACAUUGUGCAGUGUUUGUAUUUCGUCACUUCCUCUGCUCGUUUGUGUCAAUCAAAAAUGUUUAACACAGGAAUUGGUUUUAAUAUUAAAGCCUAUUCAAUGUAGCAGUUGCUCUGAACGCUUCUCAGACAUUAACAUGUGUAAUCAACACCAAACAACACAUCAUCAAAAACAAACAGCCACAAACAAAAAUUUGGUUCCAAGAUCGAUGUCUGUUGGGCAACUUAAAGAAGAGUUAAAAUUACGCAAGAAGGCAGUAACUGGAAAAAAAGAAGAUUUGAUUCGUCGACUUGAAGGAACAUUAUAAACAUUAUUUUGUUUUUAAGUUAUUUGCAUUUAAAGAUUUUUAGAUUUAAUUAUGCUGCAUAAAUUAUGUCACAUUUAAGCAAAUUUUGAUAUUUUCUGUCAUCAAUAACUUUGGAUCUGUUAAAGGACAUUGAUUCAAACUAUAUUAUAGAG